Molecule: messenger RNA, 91 nt
Organism: Lactuca saligna
Lineage: Eukaryota; Viridiplantae; Streptophyta; Magnoliopsida; Asterales; Asteraceae
Source: the annotation of a GenBank genome assembly
GAAGGUCAAAUGGCAUAUACCCGACUUUUAUGUCAAGAAAUUAAAUCUGUAUAUUCAUGCAUAUUCCUUGUCAUCUAUUAAAGAUAAGUAA